AUGCGUCCCGUUAUUGAAACACCGAGGAUUUUGUUUCUCACCACCCAACAACCUCACACCAUCAGGGCGGAAUGGCCGUAUUAUCAGAAUUAUGAUUUACCCCUCCUUCUCAAAGACAAAGGCGCUCUAGUCGCCGUCAAGUCCUGGAUGGACGAGGACAUCCUGACGGCACUCAACCAAUAUGACACCGUCACUUUCCUCUGGUGCAACGAAUAUUACAAGCACCCAAAGGCCUUCUUUGCCUUCUUGGACAAAGUCGACAAGCUGGUCAAAACUUCUCCAUACACUCCUCAUGUUGCUCCUCCACGGAUAAUCAACGACACCAAGUUGGAGGGUUUCGUAAUUCCCAAGACGCGAUUGGUUGAUCCCCAGAGAUACACUGUGGCCGAAUUGCAACAACUGGUUCAAAACUUCCAUCCAUCAGGUUCCGUAGUCCUGAAGCCAUCCAUGUCAGCUUCAUCAACACUGACCCGGCGGAUCGCUGACACAUCGGCCCUCUCUGCGGAUGAUAUGACCUUCCUGGGGCUCUGCACGGGUGGGGGACUUCAGAGCUCAUUACUCAUUCAAGAAUUCGAGUCUGCGAUUUCAACGGGAGAAUAUUCCUUUGUGUUUGUGGGUCCCCACCUUACCCAUGUCAUGGUCAAAUCUCCUCAACGAGGGGACUUCCGGGUUCAGGACGAGUACGGUGGGUCCGCCAAAUUGACGGAUCUUCUUGGAAUAAAGCUGGAGACUAUUCAGGUCGUCCAGGCUGUGUUCGAGUCGCUGCAACGGCGCUUCACGUCCAAAGACGCGGAAGAGAUAGGCUGCGGGGAAAUCGGCUAUGUGCGGAUUGACGGCCUCAUCACGGAUGAUCGACCAUUUGUCCUGAUGGAGAUCGAAGCCAUCGAACCACAUCUGUGGCUUGAGACGGGAAAAGGAGUCUCCCGGAUGCUAUCUCUCCUCAUGGAUUGA
Messenger RNA from Aspergillus sclerotioniger CBS 115572, 951 nucleotides. RefSeq lists its product as uncharacterized. NCBI's taxonomy places the organism in Eukaryota, Fungi, Ascomycota, Eurotiomycetes, Eurotiales, Aspergillaceae. The record is from RefSeq and is a predicted model, not a curated record. The transcript has 2 exons. Bases 1 to 951 code for a protein of 316 amino acids.